Molecule: messenger RNA, 1680 nt
Organism: Paramecium octaurelia
Lineage: Eukaryota; Ciliophora; Oligohymenophorea; Peniculida; Parameciidae
Source: the annotation of a GenBank genome assembly
UUUAUAUGAAGGCUUAAGAUAACUCUUUUAGAUUGCCUGCAUUAAAAUUAUAGCCAAGAGAAUAUAAAUUUAAUCUGAGCUAAGAAUCCAUUGAAUAAAACUAAAGCAAAGAAACAAUACAGUAGAAUGUUUUUAAUCACUAUAAUCCUUCACCAAUUAGACAUAGGAAUAAAAUUAUGUCGGUGUCAGUCUAUAAUAGCUAAGAGAAAAUUAAACCAAGUAAUUAAACUAAACAUUUCCAAAAUAGCGAAUUUAUCACUUGUUAAAAUACUAAUAAUAGCAUAUCAGUUGUCUAAACAGUUAGAAGAUAUAGGAGUAAGCUCAAAAAGCUCGUUUAACAUAAUUAAAAUAGGAGUGAAAUUAAUUCUAGAGAUCCGCGAUAUUUCUUUUUUAAAGAGCCCUCUGCUUCCAUCAAACUAAAUAAUCUUCAAGAUAAUUCUAAGUAAGUCGAUAAACUUUUGGAAGAAAGAAUUAAGUAACUUAUGACUAAAGUUUAAAUGCUCAUUUCUUCAUAAUCUUUUUAUCAAUAAAAAAAAUAUUAAGCUCACCUAAAUGUGAACCUUGUCAAAUUGUAGGAUGAAUACGAUGUAUUAUUUUAAGAUUUCAACGAAUUUUAUUUCUCAUCAAAGAGAAUAGAUUGUAUACAUUUUAUUCUAAUCAUUAGCAUAAAUCAAAAAUUUAUUGAAUCACAUGUAGAUUAUCAAAAAGUUAUUAAGUCCGCUAUAAAAGCCUUAUGGAAUAUGUUAAAAAUCAAGCUAAUCUUUACAUUAAAAUAUAUUCGAUUCGAUCCAAGAAGAAACAAAAGAAUCUGCUACAUAAAGAAUUGAUAAUUCUUAAUUAUAAGGUAGAGUAGAUAUCAAUGAUUUUGAUGAAUAAAGUGAAGAUGACAAUCUUGGUCAAGAGGAUUCAAAUUCUUUUAAUGAAAACAAUAACAACCAAGAGGGAAAACCAAUUAAAAAUGGCCGAUAACCAUCCAAAAAAAGAAUGAACAAUACUAAGUCAAGAAGUAAAAUAAAAUAAUAAGGAACUAUGGACUCAGAUUAAACUAAGGAGAGUCAAGAUCAGGAAUCUAUAAAAUUUGAUGAUUAAGGUAAUCAAAUAAUCUCACCUAAUAAAAGAAGAAGAAAAGUAUCUUAAAUUUCUAACAAUUUUAAUAAUAAUGAAGAUUAAUUGGAGGAUUUAGAAAUUAAAGAAAAUUAGGAUGUCUAAGAAAAUGGAUCUAAAUAAAUAAAUUAACAUGGAAAGGUAGCUAGUAGAAGGAGAACUGUUCUAAAAGCAGAUGGAUCUAAAUAAUCUGAUGAUGAUCCUCAUUCAGAAGAUGAUAAUGAGAUGGUAAUUCAAGAAGAGGAAUUAAGCGAAAAUGAAUUAGAAUCUGAAGUUAGAGAUUUAAAAAAGAAAGAAUAGAUUUAAUAAUAAUAAUAAGUGCAAUUUUAGCAAUCUUUUAAUAAAGAAAUUCUUAUAUAGAAUUAAUAGGAUGAUUAUUAGGAAAAUGAAGGUCCUUAAUCAUUCCGUUAAGAAAGGUUCAUGAUUUAACAUCCAAAUCACGAAAUUAUUAGUGUUUCAUUACUUGAUAGAUUUAUACAUUUAGAUAAUAUCUAUGAUUAUAAAUUUUUAUAAAGUUGGAAUUAUCAUAUAGCUAAAAUUAGAUAGGCUAAGUUUCUUGAUGAAUUUGAUAUUUGA